Messenger RNA from Haplochromis burtoni (Burton's mouthbrooder), 3451 nucleotides. RefSeq names its product NACHT, LRR and PYD domains-containing protein 12. The coding region runs from base 118 to 1866 and encodes 582 amino acids. The record is from RefSeq and is a predicted model, not a curated record. NCBI's taxonomy places the organism in Eukaryota, Metazoa, Chordata, Actinopteri, Cichliformes, Cichlidae. Gene Ontology annotation, molecular function: protein binding. The transcript is spliced from 7 exons.
GAGAUCAGAGGGUUCACUGACUCACAGAAGGAAGAGUACUUCAGGAAGAGAUUAAGAGAUGAGGAGCAGGCCAGCAGGAUCAUCUCCCACAUCAAGACAUCACGAAGCCUCCACAUCAUGUGCCACAUCCCAGUCUUCUGCUGGAUCACUGCUACAGUUCUGGAGGAUGCGCUGCAAAUCAGAGAGGGAGGCCAGCUGCCCAAGACCCUAACUGAGAUGUAUACCCACUUCCUGGUGGUGCAGGCCAAAGUGAAGAAUGUCAAGUAUGAUGGGGGAGCUGAGACAGAUCCACACUGGAGUCCAGAGAGCAGGAAGAUGAUUGAAUCUCUGGGAAAACUAGCUUUUGAUCAGCUGCAGAAAGGAAACCUGAUCUUCUAUGAAUCAGACCUGACAGAGUGUGGUAUCGCUAACAGAGAAGCCUCAAUGUACUCAGGAGUGUUCACACAGAUCUUGAAAGAGGAGAGAGGACUGUAUCAGAACAAAGUGUUCUGUUUCAUCCAUCUGAGUGUUCAGGAGUUUCUGGCUGCUCUUUAUGUCAACCUAACCUUCAUUAACUCUGGCAUCAACCUGGUAGAAGACAAACAAACAGCAUCCAAGUGGUCUAAAUUAUUUAGGAAGAAAAAUAAUUCAAAAUAUCUCCACAGGAGUGCUGUGGAUAAGGCCUUAGAGAGUCCAAAUGGGCACCUGGACCUCUUCCUUCGCUUCCUCCUGGGUCUUUCCGUGCAGGCCAAUAAAUCUCUCCUACGAGACCUUCUGACAUGGACGGGAUGUUGCUCACGGAACAAUCAGAAAACAGUCAAGUAUAUCAAGAAGAAGAUCAAAAACAAUCUGUCCUUAGAAAAAAGCAUCAAUCUGUUCCACUGCCUGAAUGAACUGAAUGAUUGUUCUCUAAUUGAGGAGAUCCAACAGUCCCUGAGAUCAGGAAAUCUCUCCACAGAUAAACUGUCUCCUUCUCAGUGGUCAGCUCUGGUCUUCAUCUUACUGUCAUCAGAAAAAGAUUUGGAUGUGUUUGACCUGAAGAAAUACUCUGCUUCAGAGGAGACUCUUCUGAGGCUGCUGCCAGUGGUCAAAGCCUCGAACAAAGCUCUACUAAGUAGCUGUAACCUCUCAGAGAGAAGCUGCGAAGCUCUGUCCUCAGUUCUCAGCUCCCAGUCUUGUAAUCUGAGAGAAGUGGACCUGAGCAACAACAACUUGCAGGAUUCAGGAGUUAAGCUUCUGUGUGGUGGAAUGAAGAGUCCUCACGUUAAGCUGGAAAGCCUCCGACUGAGUGGUUGUGACCUCUCUGAGAAAAGCUGUGAAACUUUGUACACAGUUAUCGACUGCCAGCCGCCUAGUCUGAAAGAGCUAGACCUGAGCAACAAUGACUUGCAGGAUUCAGGAGUGAAAAUUAUGUUUGCUAGAUUGAAGAGUCAACAUUCUACACUGGUAAAACUCAGUAUAAGUGGCUGUAACCUCUCAGAGAAAAGCUGUGAAGCUCUGUCCUCAGUUCUCAGAAAACAGUUGUCUAAUCUGAGUGAGCUGGACCUGAGUAACAACAAUCUGCGGGAUUCUGGCGUGAAACUUCUUUCUACUGGAAUGAAGAGCCAACACUGCAAACUAGAAAAACUCUGGCUGAGUGGCUGUAACAUCUUAGAGAGAAGCUGUGAUGCUCUGUCCUCAGUUCUCAGCUUCCAGAACUCCACUCUGAUGGAAUUGGACCUGAGUAACAAUGACUUGAAGGAUUUAGGAGCAAAGCCUUUGUUGGCUGGACUAGAGAGGCCAGACUGUGCACUGCAAACUGUCAGGUCUCAAAUUGCUGGGACAAACACCAUGUUUAUCAAGGUUGUGGUGUUUUGGUGUUCAAGUUCUGUCCAAUUAUUUGCCUGACUCUGAUGCAAAGAGGUUGUGGUCAUUUUUGCAAUGUUUUUCAUGUAAUGCAACAACAAUUUAUGUGCUUAUGCCUUCUGCCAUAAUUUAAUGUGCGAGAAAUAUCAGUGAAACACUACUGUCCGGUGCAUGCCAAUUACUGUCAGUAACAGUCAUAGCAGCAAUGAUCACAGUCAAACACGGUUACUUUUGGCAGGAAUUGCAGCUAAUAUUUGUAUAUUUGUCUGACUGCUUUUAUAAUAUUGCACUGUGAGAUGGAUACUCCAAAUGCAACAACAGAUUCAGUGACUGUCCCGCAAGUGUCCAACCUUUCUAUUACUAAAUCAAUGCAGUUGUUAAUUUUAAUGUUAAAUUUAAACACUCUCCCAUUGCACAAUAAUAUAUGUUCGAUUUGAUUCAGUUCAGUUUAUCAAUGUAUACAGCACCGAAUCACAACAUCAGUCACCUUGAGGCAUUUUACAUUGUAAGGUAGACCCUACAAUAAUACAUACAGAAAAAAAAUCCAACACUUAUAUGACCUCAUAUGAGCAAGCACUUUGGUGUACUUAUGUGUCACGAGCAAAAGCAUGUGCUCUUUGAACACACAACAUAAUUUCUAUUCUGAAAGUAAAUGCAGUUAUGACCUUUGAACAAACUCAAGAUUGCAUGUUUUGUGCCUUGGGUUUCAUGUUGGGUUUCAUGUUGAGUCCUUGGGACUCCCCCGGCAGCCUACAACUAUUGUAGCAUAACUAAGGGAGGAUUCAGGGUCACCUGAUCCAGUCCUUACUAUAUGCUUUAGCAAAAAGGAAAAUUUGAAACCUAAUCUUAAAAGUAGAGGUAGUGUCUGUCUCCUGAAUCCAAACUGGAAGGUGGUUUCACCGAAGAGCCUGAAAACUGAAGGGUCUGCCUCACAUUCUACUUUCAAUACUCUAGUAACAACAAAUAAGCCUGCAGAGUGAGAGCGAAUUGCUCUAAUGGGGUGAUAUGGUAUUAUAAAGUCAUCAAGAUAAGAAAGGGCCUGAUUCCUUAAGACUUUGAAUGUGAGGAGCAGGAUAUUGAAUUCAAUUCUGGAUUUAAGAGCGAGCCUAUGAAGGGAAGCCAAUUUAGGAGAAAUCCUGGUCAAAAAUGACUCCAAGGUUCCUCACAAUGUCAAUGAAGGACGAAGCCAUUCUGUUGUAAUAGUUGCAGUAUGUGGUUUUGCAUUGCCCUGGUGAAUACUUCCCUGAAAUAGAUGUCAUCCGGAGGUAAGCAUAUGUUGCUCUAAAGUCUUUAUAUACAUUUCAGCUUUCAUAGUUCCUUCCAAAACAUGCAAGCUGUCCAUACAAACAAGUCAGAUGUUAUGAGGUUGUAUAAGUGCAUAUGGUAUAAAAAAAAUACAAUUCAUAUAGCCAUUUAUCAAAGAAAACUUAAUAUUGCCAAAUAUUAAGUAUUCACUGCAGCUUAAACACACUUUAACACCAGUGUCUUUUGUCGUCUUGUUAAUAUAUUUUCAGAAUGUGUGGCUGUAACCUCUCAGAAAAGAUCUGUGAAACUCUGUCCUCAGUUCUCAGCUUUCAGUCAUCUGGUCUGAGAGAACUGGGCCUGAGUAACAACAAUCUGCGGGAUU